UCAAAUUUUUUUACAUAAAAGACGCUUCAGUUAUGUAUUCGGUUGCAUAUACUUGCACUUCGUCAGAUUGACGCGAUCGCCGAAAAUGACGUGCAGAUUUUUCCUGACGCUCGCAUUUCUUGCAGUUUGCUUAGUUGCCUUACGCGAAGGCAGUCCGAUCCAUCAACGAAAUAGACGCGAGACCAAUACGAAAGCGAACAAUGAAGAAUUUGAAAAAUUUUUCCUGAAGGCAUCCAAAUCCGUACCACGAAUUGGAAGAAGAGGAUCUUCGAACGACUUUUACCCAAUGGACGAGGAAAAGUUUUCAUUCUUUAGAUAUCCAUUCGUUCAUCAACCCAAACGGUCGAUGGGAAAGGGGAUUGACGCGUCAAUUUGGGCGGAUAUCGAUACCAUAUUUGAGUUUAAUCCACAAUUACCGAGGAUAUUGGAGUAUUUAUCCAGUCUUCCACGCGACCGCCCGCAGUACGAUGCUUUACAUGCCAAGUUAAAAAGUCCACCCCUCGAUGGAAGAAAGGAGCUUCUGGAAUAUAGACUUCAAGAAGAAGUAUAAACGAAUCCCAGAGAAUCGGGAGGGAAGGGUGUACUUAUCUCACAUGUUCUGCGUUAUUAGUUGAAGUUCAUUUAUUUCAUUGUAGCGUAGGUACACACGUUGUACGUUAAUAAACAAUUUAAUUAUU
This is a messenger RNA of Photinus pyralis (common eastern firefly), 677 nucleotides long. RefSeq lists its product as uncharacterized. Lineage: Eukaryota; Metazoa; Arthropoda; Insecta; Coleoptera; Lampyridae. The record is from RefSeq and is a predicted model, not a curated record. Bases 86 to 550 code for a protein of 154 amino acids. The transcript is spliced from 3 exons.